Exophiala aquamarina CBS 119918 is the source of this 948-nucleotide messenger RNA. RefSeq lists its product as uncharacterized. Gene Ontology annotation, molecular function: protein binding. NCBI's taxonomy places the organism in Eukaryota, Fungi, Ascomycota, Eurotiomycetes, Chaetothyriales, Herpotrichiellaceae. The transcript has a single exon. The record is from RefSeq and is a predicted model, not a curated record. Bases 259 to 948 code for a protein of 229 amino acids.
AAUAGCGGUCUGCAAGGCAACCGGUCUUUUUUUGACAAGAGUCAACAAGUUGUAUUAUUCCCAUCACAUACCGCAUCCAUCACUUGGAAGAGUGACUGGCUCAGGGGAAAGGAAGAGUAUGAGAGAGUCAGACAGCGUGUUCGACAUUUUGCGCCAGCAUUGUUCAAAGCAGACCCAAGACCUGAUGUGGAUCCUGCAGAAGUCUUUCCUCAGGAUGCGUCAGAGUGGAUCGAGCACAAGAAAGGGUACUUGGCGUUCAUGGAAGCAGAGAAGCGUGAAGACAUCGAGAACAUGAAGGCUCGAAUCACUGCCAUGGAGAAGAUACCACCCGCUCAGAGAAAGGUAAUGCUAGCAUUUUCCGGCAAGGUCUUCAAGGAUGGCCUCAGCCUGGUGGUAGCACUUCCCACAGUCUGGUCUGUCAAUUACAGUGGUCUUGGUAGAGGUAUGUCCAAUUGGCCGAGUCGAGGUGAAAUGCAAUGGAAUGGAGAUAGUCGCCAGAAUGGUUCUGCGAAGACCAAAUGCGGAAGAUUCCUCCCACCCCCACGAGUCCCAACCACAGGCACAUUACAAGAGCAAUCCUUCAUGAGACCAUGGUUUUUGGAUGAGACUGGACCGAUUCGUAGCACAGGACCCCAGCCAGACGAAAUUCGAUACCAAAAUGCACUCAUGGACAAUGAUCCAGAGUUCGAGGCGACGGGCGCUGCUUUGAUAGGAUCUGAUCUCAUAUCCGAAAUUGGCGAAUGGAGAGAACCAUAUAUUCUUGUGCAUCAACACGAGGAGCUCCAACCAAUGGCUGAGAAUCCAGAAAUGCAAUACCGCUAUGUGGAGCAAGGCAUGGCACCAGGACUGCAGUACGAAGCUCUAUACAACAUGCCUGUGCAGUACCAAUACUGGGGUGGUGGGCAGGAGCAGGCUGGCACGUAUGGUGAUGGAGCGAGCUGGUAUUGA